Apiotrichum porosum is the source of this 1623-nucleotide messenger RNA. RefSeq names its product UDP-N-acetylglucosamine pyrophosphorylase (gene UAP1). The coding region runs from base 1 to 1623 and encodes 540 amino acids. The record is from RefSeq and is a predicted model, not a curated record. Gene Ontology annotation, biological process: UDP-N-acetylglucosamine biosynthetic process. Gene Ontology annotation, molecular function: UDP-N-acetylglucosamine diphosphorylase activity. The transcript has 2 exons. Lineage: Eukaryota; Fungi; Basidiomycota; Tremellomycetes; Trichosporonales; Trichosporonaceae.
AUGACUGUUCAGAACGGCACCGCCAUCCCCGCUACCAGCGGCGUCAAUGGCAGCAAGGUCGCACCGUCCCUCGACGUGACCGAGCUGCGCGCCACGUACGAGGGCGCCGGCCAGGGCCACGUCUUCGAGUUCUGGGACAAGCUGUCGCCCGUCGACCAGGCCCAGUUUGCCGACCAGCUCGCCAGCAUUGACGUCGCCCGUGUCAACCGCAUUUACAAGAAUGCCGUCUCUGCCGAGGCUCCCGUCACUCCCGACGUCGAGAUCCCCCUCGAGUCGGCGUCGCUCCAGCCUCCCGCGGCCCACCUCCUGGGCCUCGACCGCUCGCGCUCCCCCUCGCCCCGCCCCGAGGAGGUCACCCCCCUCCCCCAGAGCGCAUGUGCGACCGCCGUCAACAACCCCGUUGACGAGGCUCGCUGGCGCGAGAUCGGCCUCCAGGCCAUUGCUGGCAACCAGGUCGCUGUCCUCCUCAUGGCUGGUGGCCAGGGCUCGCGUCUGGGCUCGAGCUCGCCCAAGGGCAUGUACGACAUCAAGCUGCCCUCGCACCGCUCCCUCUUCGAGUACCAGGCCGCGCGUAUCAAGCGUCUCCAGACCAUCGCCGCCGAGGCCACCGGCAAGCCCGUCGACGCCGUCCGUAUCCCCUGGUACGUCAUGACCUCGGGCCCGACGCGCCCCGAGACCACCGCCUACUUUGAGAGCAAGGACUACUUUGGCCUCCGUCGCGACGACGUGAUCUUCUUCGAGCAGGGUGUUCUUCCCGCCCUUUCGAACGAGGGCAAGCUCCUCCUCGCCACGCCCUCGAGCCUCUUCACCGCCCCCGACGGAAACGGCGGUGUCUACGCCGCCCUCCGCGCCCCCCUUGCCCCCGGCAAGCCCUCCGUUCUCGGUGACAUGGGCGCCCGUGGCACCACCUACAUCCACGCCUACUGCGUCGACAACUGCCUGGUCAAGGUCGCCGACCCCAUCUUCAUUGGCUGCUGCCUCGAGCGCAAGGCCGCCCUCGGCACCAAGGUCGUGCGCAAGACCAUCCCUACCGAGUCGGUCGGUGUCCUUGCCCAGCGUGGCGAGGGCUACGCCGUCAUCGAGUACUCUGAGCUUUCGCGCGAGAAGGCCGAGUUGACCGAUGCCUCGGGCCGUCUUGCCUUCUGGGCCGCCAACAUUGUCAACCACUUCUACACGCUCGAGUUCCUCGAGUCGGUCGAGGCCAUGGAGCGCAAGAUGGCCUUCCACAUUGCCCGCAAGAAGAUCCCCUGCGUCGACAUUGCCACUGGCGAGCAGCUCAAGCCCACCGAGCCCAACGGCAUGAAGCUCGAGCUCUUCGUCUUUGACGUCUUCCCCUUCACCAGCGCCCUCACCGUCGUCGAGGUCGCGCGCGCCGAGGAGUUCUCGGGCCUCAAGAACGCCUCGGGCGCCAAGGCCGACACCCCCGAGACUUCGCGCCACGACCUGCUCGCCCAGCAGCGCCGCUGGCUCGUCGCUGCCGGCGCCACCAUUGCCGACGACGUCGAGGUCGAGGUCACCCCCGAGACAUCGUACGGCGGCGAGGGCCUCGAGUGGGCCCAGGGCAAGACCUUUGCCCGCUCCGGCGUCGUCACCUCGGCUGCCGACGCUGCCGCCCUCUUUUAA